Molecule: messenger RNA, 1026 nt
Organism: Branchiostoma floridae (Florida lancelet)
Lineage: Eukaryota; Metazoa; Chordata; Leptocardii; Amphioxiformes; Branchiostomatidae
Product: LDL receptor repeat-containing protein egg-2-like
Exons: 3
Coding region: 1-1026 (341 amino acids)
Cellular component (GO): plasma membrane
Molecular function (GO): protein binding
Source: RefSeq, a predicted model, not a curated record
AUGGAUCCAUUGUACCAGUGUAACGAGGUUGAUGAUUGUGGAGACGGGUCAGAUGAGCAAGAUUGUUGGAGCAUAGAGUGCCCAGAUCCCUACUACUUCAGAUGUCAGAGCACCGGAGCAUGUAUCAAUCCAUAUAUGCGAUGUAACGGUUGGGAUGAAUGCUUGGAUGGCUCAGAUGAGGAGGACUGCUUGGGUAUAGAGUGUCCCGAAUUCAGCUGUAACGGUACUGGACCCUGUUUGCGAUGGCGGCAACAAUGUAACGGCUUUGAUGAUUGCCCAGACGGCACAGAUGAGAAAGACUGCUGGAGUAUAGAGUGUCCCGAGUACAGGUGCAACAGUAGUGGAGCGUGUUACACUUUGUCGCAACAAUGUGACGGCUUCGUUGAUUGUCCAGAUGGUACAGAUGAGAAGGACUGCUGGAGCUUAGAGUGUCCCGCCUACUCCCCGUUCAGGUGUAACAGCAGUGGAGCCUGUUUCGGUCGGUGGCAACAAUGUGACGGCUUUGAGAAUUGCCCAGAAGGCACAGAUGAGAAGGACUGCCUGAGUAUAGAGUGUCCCGAAUUCAGAUUGGUCGAGUGUGACGGGGGGAUGAUUGAAUUCUGUGAAAACUGCUUGCUAGAUUACUGUCCCGAGCCCUACAAUUUCAAAUGUGAAAGUAGUGGAGACUGUAUCAAAGCAGAGCGGAAAUGUGACGGUGCGGAAGACUGCCCAGACGGUUCAGAUGAGAAGUAUUGCACAGCCGACACCUGUCCCCUGCCCAGUUUCUACUGUGCACCUGAUGGUCCCUGCCUCCCGGACACGAGCCGCUGCGAUGGGGUCGGGGACUGUCCCGACGGGUCCGAUGAGAGUGGCUGCGUUUGCACCAGUGUGGAGUUCCGGUGUGUAAACAGCAGCGGAUGUAUGGCGACAUCGGGAGUGUGCGACGGAGUCCCCGACUGUGACGACGCGUCGGACGAGCUGGAGUGUCGUGAGUCCAUAAACAUUCCUGGGAUCGUUAAUAUUCAUGGCUUACAGGGCAUGAGGUAG